AUGGAGUCUCGAGUCGCGGACGCCGAGGCUGGCCAGGCUGAGCGCGCAGCGGGCGAGGGCCGGACAAGCAGCAGCGCCGCUCAGGGACCCGCAAUCUCGGCGCCCUUGGGUGCUGCCCGUUGGAAGCUCCUGCGGCAGGUUCUGAAACAAAAACACCUGGAUGAUUGUCUACGACAUGUAUCUGUAAGAAGAUUUGAAUCAUUUAAUCUGUUCUCAGUAACAGAAGCCCAAAAAAGGGAAACUGAAGAGGAAGUUGGUGCCUGGGUUCAAUACACAAGCAUCUUGUAUCCUGAAUACAGUAUUUUCUUAAGGCAUAAUAGUGGAUCUUUGAAUGUUGAAGAUGUUCUUACCAGCUUUGACAAUACAGGAAAUAUUUGCAUCUGGCCGGCUGAAGAGGUUUUGGCUUACUACUGCCUCAAGCACAGUGAUGUAUUCAGGGACCUUGCUGUGUGUGAGCUAGGGGGUGGCAUGACAUGCUUGGCUGGGCUCAUGGUUGCUAUUUCUGCAGAUGUCAAAGAAGUUCUGUUAACUGAUGGGAAUGAAAAGGCCAUCAGAAAUGUGAGAGACAUCAUCACAAGGAAUCAGACGGCUGGUGUGUUUAAGACUGGGAACAUAUCAAGCUGCGUUUUACGAUGGGAUAAUGAGACAGAUGUCUCUCAACUGGAAGGACAUUUUGACAUUGUUAUGUGUGCUGACUGCCUGUUUCUGGACCAGUACAGAGCCAGCCUUGUUGAUGCAAUAAAGAGAUUACUCCAGCCCAGGGGGAAAGCAAUGGUAUUCGCCCCACGCCGAGGGAAUACUUUAAACCAGUUUUGCAAUCUAGCUGAAAAAGCUGGUUUCUCUAUCCAAAGACAUGAAAAUUAUGAUGAACACAUUUCAAACUUCCACUGCAAGUUGAAAAAGGAAAACCAGGAUAUAUAUGAAGAAAACCUUCAUUACCCACUUCUGCUUAUUUUAACCAAAGAUGAAUAG
Lipotes vexillifer (Yangtze River dolphin) is the source of this 972-nucleotide messenger RNA. RefSeq names its product calmodulin-lysine N-methyltransferase (gene CAMKMT). The transcript has 11 exons. Gene Ontology annotation, cellular component: cytoplasm. The record is from RefSeq and is a predicted model, not a curated record. Bases 1 to 972 code for a protein of 323 amino acids. Lineage: Eukaryota; Metazoa; Chordata; Mammalia; Artiodactyla; Lipotidae. Gene Ontology annotation, molecular function: calmodulin-lysine N-methyltransferase activity.